AUGAAAAAUAAUUCUGAAUCGGCAUAUAUUAAUAUGUCUGCAUUUGUUGCAUUAUCAUGUUUAAUUGCUUUUAUUAUUGUUAUAACAAUAUGUCUUGUCAAACAAUUUAUAUGGGAUCCAUUAUUAUCUAAACGUUUUGAAAUUUUACGACCAGUUUUAUCUGAAUCAGUUCGUAAAUUAUCAACAUCAUUUAAUCGUACACAAUCAAUUUCAAUACCAAAUAUAUCUAUAAAUAAAUCACUCUCACAAUCAUGUAUUAAAACAAAUGAACCACCAUUAUUAACAGAUAAAAAUUUUAUAACAAUAACACAAAAUUUACCAUCAAUUGAUAAUCAAUUAAAUAAAAAUUUACCUCGUCGUUCAUAUGGUUCAUCAUCAAUUAAUUCAUUUGCAUAUACAAAUUAUGGUUCAGAAGAUUUACAUGAUGAAAAAAUACAUAAUUAUCCAAUAUUACAUUUUAGUUGUGAAUAUAAUCCAUCAACAUUUAGUAUUAGAUUAAAUAUACAAAAUUUACGUAAUAUGAAUUCAUUAUUAUUAUCAUUUAAUCAUAUAAUUAAUAAGAGUGCCUUUAUAUUUUUAAGAUUUGUUUUAUCAACAACAAUAACUGGUGAACCAUAUGAAACAUCAUUACAACAUUAUCAAGAUUUUAUACGUUUUGGUGAAACAUUUAAUAUAUUGAGUAAUAUUAGAUCGGGAGAUAUACUUAAUUGUCAAAUAAAAUUUUUUCUUAUGUUAAUAACAGAUAAAAAUAUGUAUGAAUUAGGUGAAACAAAUUAUUCAAUGAAAGAUGAUCAAUUAACACAUAUUUUAUAUAUUGAACGUAUAUUACCAAUUCGUUUAGGAAAAAAAUUAAAAUCAGUAACAAGCGAAGACAAUAAUUAA
Messenger RNA from Rotaria sp. Silwood1, 882 nucleotides. NCBI's taxonomy places the organism in Eukaryota, Metazoa, Rotifera, Eurotatoria, Philodinida, Philodinidae. The record is from the annotation of a GenBank genome assembly.